AUGUCACUCCUCAUGCUUCCUACUGAAAGGAAUUAUCCAGCAAAGGCUGUGUAUAGGGGAGGGAGCAUUAUGAGUACAAUAAUAGCGAAGUUCACGACAUUUGACUUGUUGGAACGAGCGAAACAGUCACCAUUCAAGCAAUUCUUCUUAGCUCCGCCUCUACAAUAUUCUGGAGUUAUUAUUCACCAGUUACUGCUUAGGAGAGUUGUUGGUAGAGGAAAGAACGAAUACUGCUUGAAUUUUAAUAUUUGUGGUCAGAAUACAAGGUUUGGAAUUAGUGAAUUUGGUUUGAUCACUGGAUUGAAUUGUGGAAUUUCUCUGGAUCAUGCAAAGUAUAAAGAAAUGACCAAGAGUAAAAGACUUCUCCAGACAUACUUGAACAAUAAAGAAUGUUUGUCUUCUGAAGAGUUGGAAGAUGGAUUCAAAAGGUGCGAUGUGAAAGAAGACGUAUGGAAAUUAGGUCUAUGUUUUUUGGUAGACUCUCUUUUAUUACCUAGUGAACCAAAGAAGAAAUGCUUUAUUGAUGUCCUUUCCAUCGUGGAAAAUGAAGAUGACUUCUUCAACUAUCCUUGGGGGAGAUUAUCGUACGAGAAGACAUUAUUCGGCUUGGCAAAAUAUAUGGAAAGGCUAAGGAAUAAAUACUUGAAGAAUGUUGAGCAAAAGAGAAAAAGACCAGCACCUCAGUACACAAUUUAUGGUUAUGCCAUUGCUCUGCAAUAUUGGGCCUAUGAAAUUUUCACAAAGUUCUCUGCAUUUGCUGAUCAACAACCCCUGGCCUUUCCAAGAAUGCUUAGCUGGUCAGCGCAUAAAAUGCUGAAAGAGAAAGAUAUUGAAGGUUUAUUUAAGAAAAAAAGUAAUCUUGUGAAGGCCACGCUCAAUCCAAGACCCGAAGAGAAAGAAUUUCAUGACUCUAUUAUUCAAGGACCAGAUGAACUACUCAUGGGACGUGUUAUUAGCUUUGUAGACGAUGAUGUGGAAUUGGAGUUUGAAAGGGAAGAACGUGAGGAAUCUCCCACAAAGCCCGAUGUAGCAGAUGGGCAUCGUCACGAGCAAGACAAGAAAGAGAUACCAACUCCAAUUAACACCCACCAUGAAAAGUUGUUAGCUGAUAUUGGCACUUUGAAAAGUAACCAACAAAGAAUGGAGGAGAAGUUGGAUUAUCUAAUUGAAUUAGUGCUCUCGCAACGUAAAGGUAGUGAUUCUGAGGAUUCAUUAUCAGAUGAGCAUCUUGCUUCACCACACCGUACAUUUAUUAUGGAGCACGUUGUUGGAGAAGAUAGCCCUAGCUGUAAGGUGGUAUCUCCUAGAGAUAUGGCUGGGGUGGAAUUCAUGAGAAGGAGGGUUCCAACGAAAAGAAUUUUUGGUUCCGAGUUUACUGAUCCAACUAAGAAGAAAAAGAAAGCAAAGACAUUUGUAACUGAUCAUUGUGAAAUUAAUCCCCUACAGCCAUAUGACGAAAAGCAAAUGAGACGUUUUAAGAAAUGGGUAAUUGGUUUAAAAAAGAAUGAUAAGCCUAUUUCUCUCUUGGCUGGUUCGUGCACUGCGAAAUGCUUUAGGAUUGAUGAAAGAACGAGUGUACACUUACAAGAAGCUUACUCCGAAAGAUUCACCAUCGUGGAUUCUAUGUUCCAACAGUUCUUCGAACCACAUUGGGAACAAUUCAACAAGAAGAAAAUCAAAUCAAGCUACAUUUGGCCACAAGAAGUGCUUGAUUACUUGGUAGGUGAUGAUAACAAUUUCAAAAGGAGUUGGAAAGACAUUGACGAAGUGUUUACCCCAAUUAAUUUUUCUGGGACACAUUGGGUGUUGUUAGAGAUAUCAUUGACAAGCUGUCUUAUAAAAGCUUAUGACUCUGAUAUCACUGUGGUCUCCAACAAGGAGUUUGAGAAUAAAAUGAGCAGAUGGGGAAAAAUGCUACCAUUUCUAAUUCAAUCCAAUGGGCUGUUAAGCCAUAGGAAAGAUGUCCAACUACAAGCACAGAAAGUGCGUUUUGAGUUCACAAGACUUGGCACAGAAAAAGUGCCACAGAACAAAACUAGUGGCGAUUGUGGGGUAUAUGUCAUCAAACAUCUGGAGUACUUGCUAGCCAAAAAACCGCUAUCCGAAGUAAAUGACGACAACAUGGAUUUCUUUAGAAAAAAGACUUGUGUAGAUUUGUUUUACCAUAACUUACAACCAUAG
Messenger RNA from Humulus lupulus (European hop), 2181 nucleotides. RefSeq lists its product as uncharacterized. Gene Ontology annotation, cellular component: nucleus. The coding region runs from base 1 to 2181 and encodes 726 amino acids. The transcript is spliced from 4 exons. Gene Ontology annotation, biological process: protein desumoylation. Lineage: Eukaryota; Viridiplantae; Streptophyta; Magnoliopsida; Rosales; Cannabaceae. Gene Ontology annotation, molecular function: deSUMOylase activity. The record is from RefSeq and is a predicted model, not a curated record.